Rana temporaria (common frog) is the source of this 2427-nucleotide messenger RNA. RefSeq names its product solute carrier family 3 member 1 (gene SLC3A1). Gene Ontology annotation, biological process: carbohydrate metabolic process; amino acid transport. The transcript has 10 exons. The record is from RefSeq and is a predicted model, not a curated record. NCBI's taxonomy places the organism in Eukaryota, Metazoa, Chordata, Amphibia, Anura, Ranidae. Bases 217 to 2277 code for a protein of 686 amino acids.
UAGAUGACUGUGAGCGGAGGGGUGUUAGUAAUUACUGGGACUUUGUACUGUUUUCUCUUUGUGUACCUUGACCUGGCCAAGAGCAUUUAACGGGGAUUUUUGUUGCUCUGCUGGCCAGCUUCAGGUAAACCUCGCCUGCAGACAGUCUUCACUGUGCUAGGUCGGUAGAUCUGGAAAAGCAGGUACAGGUUAACAGACACAGACCAACCAGUGAACAUGGAUGAAGAGGUCAACUCAGUGGAGUUAAAGGACAAAUCCGGCCACGAGAAUAACGGUUUUGUUGCAGAUAUUGAUGAAAAGGAGGAGACGCCAAGCAGGAAAAACAGCCAGAUCGAAGAGUCCUCUUAUGCAAUCAAAGUGAAUGAAUAUGACCAGACCCUUCCAUUAAAGCCAUACGCUGGCAUGCCGAAAGAAGUCCUGCUACAAUUUUCCAACCAAAUGUGCUACAAGGUGACACGAGAGAUUCUAUUCUGGCUCAUCAUUGUCGCCACUUUGGCCAUCAUUGCCGCCACAAUCUCGAUUAUAGCUCUGUCGCCUAAGUGUCUUGACUGGUGGCAGAGCAGCCCGAUCUACCAGGUUUACCCGAAGUCUUUCCGAGACAGCGAUGGCGAUGGCUCCGGGGAUCUUAAAGGUGUGCAGGAGAAGAUUGACCACUUUGUGUACCUUGGCGUGAAGGCUGUCUGGGUUGCCCCAUUCUUCGCGUCAACUCUGAAAGACUAUCGCUAUGCUGUGGAUGACUUCCGCCAGGUUGACAAAAGUUUCGGAACUAUGGUGGAUUUUGAGAACCUGCUUUCUGCUCUGCAUGAUAAAGGUAUAAAAUUAAUAAUGGACCUUGUUCCAAAUCACACCAGCAAUAAACAUCACUGGUUCGAGCUGAGUAGGAAUCGAACAAAUAAAUAUACAGACUAUUACAUCUGGAAGAACUGUACAGUAGAUGGCCGGGUCGUACCUCCCAAUAACUGGGUUGGCCUGUAUGGAAACUCCUCCUGGGAGUACGACAGUGAAAGGGGACAAUGCUACUUUCAUCAAUUUCGCAAAGAGCAACCUGAUCUAAAUUUACACAAUCUAGACAUCCAAAAUGAAAUUCUAGAUAUUAUUACUUUCUGGCUGGAGAAAGGUGUUGAUGGGUUUACAAUCGAUUCUGCCAAGUUCCUUCUAGAAGCUGAGCACCUCCGGGAUGAGCCUCAGGUCAAUAAAUCUCAACAGGCGGAUUCAGUCACAUCUUAUUCAGAGCUCUAUCAUGAUUACACUACAACGCAGAUUGGGAUGCACGACAUUCUCCGUGACCUCCGCCAAGCCAUGAAUAAGUUCAGCCGAGAGCCUGGCCGCUACAGGUUUAUGGGAACAGAAUCCAAUGAUCAUGACAUGGUGGCAAAAACAAUGAUGUAUUAUGGAAAUUCCUUAGUCCAGGAAGCUGACUUUCCUCUCAACUUCUAUCUGCAUGACUUGCAAAACCAAAAUAUCUCGGGGACGUCAAUAAAUAAUAUAGUGGAUCUGUGGAUGAAGUCUAUGCCUAAAGGAAAGUGGCCACACUGGAUGGUUGGAAGCUCCAGAAAUUCUCGCAUUGCAUCUCGGGUGGGGAAAGACUACAUAAAUGUGCUUAACAUGCUGCUACUGACUCUGCCUGGCACUCCAACAACUUACUAUGGAGAAGAACUGGGAAUGGUUGAUAACUCCUCACUCAAUAAAGAGUCCUACCUGUCUGGUGAAUACGAUCCUUCUGAAUACCCAGAGAAGACUCCAAUGCAGUGGGACACAAGCCCAAAUGCUGGCUUUAAUGAUGGCAAUACAACAUGGCUACCUGUCAACCAGGAUUAUACCGAGCUCAAUGUUGAAGUGCAGAAGGAGAAGCCAGAUUCCACCCUAAACCUGUAUCGGGAUUUAGUGAAGCUCCGGCAGGACGAGCUGCCUCUUCACAGAGGAUGGUUGUGUUAUGCAUAUUCUGACGCCAAUAUCUUUGCUUACGUCAGAGAAAUAGAUGGUUUGAACAAGGUCUUUAUGGUGGUGCUCAACUUUGGCGCCUCAGCGUCUGUGAAUAUUAGAGAUAAAAUCACAGAUUUUCCUACAGAAGCAAAGAUCAGGUUAAGCACGAUAUCCGCCAACAACGGGAAAACUGUCAGCACAAACAGCAUCCCCACAGAACGCGGGGAAGGAAUUAUAGUGGAGUACAAGACCAACAAACCUCUGCACAACAUGGACACUUUCAAAAACAAUUGCUUCAUAUCAGAAAAGGCUUGUUAUUCCAGCGCCUUCAAUUUACUGUAUAAGAAUUGCUGAAGAGCAUAAGAUGUAUCACUUCAUUAUACGGCAUCACUGCAGCUUGUGGAAAAUUAUGCUGAAAAGUUCUAAAUACAGUUUUUGUAAUUUCAUAAAAUAUAUAAAUACUUUUUGUUUGGCAGCAAAUAAAAUAUCUUGUUUACGCUCAAA